CAGGAUGCCCUACCGACUUUUCCAAAUGCUGAAGCAUUUGCUUGCAUUGAGAGAGAGCUGGGUUUACCUCUUGACUCCAUCUAUUCAUCAUUAUCUCCAUCUCCAAUAGCUGCUGCUAGUUUAGGCCAGGUUUACAAAGCCCAACUAAGGCUGUCAGGCGAGCUUGUUGCCGUGAAGGUUCAGCGACCUGGUAUCGAAGAAGUCAUUGGACUGGAUUUCUACCUUUUAAGAGGCCUGGGCUUCCUCAUUAAUAAGUAUGUUGACUUCAUCACAACCGAUGUUGUGGCUCUAAUUGAUGAAUUUGCUCGAAGAGUAUACCAAGAGCUCAAUUAUGUGCAGGAAGGCAAAAAUGCUCGGAGAUUUAAAAAGCUAUAUGCUGACAAGGCAGAUGUGUUAGUACCAGAUAUCUUUUGGGAUUACACAAGUACAAAGGUUCUGACAAUGGAAUGGGUAGAUGGCAUCAAACUUAACCAACAGGAAGCCAUUGAGAAACAGGGUUUGAAGCUAUUGGAGUUGGUGAAUACAGGUAUUCAAUGUAGCCUAAGACAACUGCUUGAAUAUGGCUACUUUCAUGCAGAUCCUCAUCCUGGCAAUCUUCUAGCAACUCCAGAGGGAAAACUCGCUUUCCUUGAUUUUGGGAUGAUGAGUGAGACGCCAGAACAAGCUAGAUAUGCUAUCAUUGGUCAUGUUGUUCACUUGGUUAAUCGAGACUACGAAGCCAUGGCUCGAGAUUACUAUGAAUUGGAUUUUCUAUCUCCUGAUGUCGAUGUUUCUCCCAUUGUGCCGGCUCUUAGAAACUUUUUUGAUGAUGUUCUUAAUGCUACUGUUAGCGAACUCAAUUUCAAAACCCUUGUUGACGGCUUGGGUGCUGUUUUAUAUGAUUAUCCAUUCAAUGUUCCAGCUUACUAUGCAUUAAUAUUGAGAUCACUUACAGUGCUUGAAGGUCUAGCUCUUUAUGCUGAUCCUAAUUUUAAGGUCAUUGCUGCUUCAUAUCCAUAUUUUGCUAAAAGGCUUCUUACUGAUCCAAAUCCUUACCUCAGAGACGCCCUAAUUGAGUUGCUAUUCAAAGAUGGAAGAUUCAGGUGGAAUAGACUUGAAAAUCUUCUGGUUCAGGGGAGCAAAGAUAAGGAUUUCACUGCUAGUGAUGCUUUGCAGCCGGUCCUGAAACUCCUAUUAGAUCCCGAAGGCGAAGAAUUGCGAGUUUUGGUUGUCAAAGAGUCUGUUUAUGUUACUGAAGCUAUCGUGUUUGGCUCGAUGAUAGAUGCAUUCAAUUCAAUUCCACAACCUAUGAGGAGUUUAAUUUCCAGUGGUAAUACAAAUGGACCUCUGAAUCUCAAUGAUGGUGAACGUGAAAGAAUCCUUGAACUUCGUGAUAGGGUUUUCAGAAUAUGGAGCCUCUUGAGAUCCUCAAAUAAUUUUGAUCCAAGCAUUCUUGAACCAAUUCUACAG
Phalaenopsis equestris is the source of this 1449-nucleotide messenger RNA. RefSeq lists its product as uncharacterized. Gene Ontology annotation, molecular function: protein kinase activity; ATP binding. Gene Ontology annotation, biological process: protein phosphorylation. Lineage: Eukaryota; Viridiplantae; Streptophyta; Magnoliopsida; Asparagales; Orchidaceae. The record is from RefSeq and is a predicted model, not a curated record.